Molecule: messenger RNA, 434 nt
Organism: Cucurbita moschata (crookneck pumpkin)
Lineage: Eukaryota; Viridiplantae; Streptophyta; Magnoliopsida; Cucurbitales; Cucurbitaceae
Product: flowering-promoting factor 1-like protein 2
Exons: 1
Coding region: 36-392 (118 amino acids)
Biological process (GO): regulation of flower development; vegetative to reproductive phase transition of meristem
Source: RefSeq, a predicted model, not a curated record
CACAUUCGGUUGAGAUUACCAUCACCGCGAAAAAAAUGUCAGGCGUUUGGGUUUUCCGAUCAAACGGCGUGAUGCGCCUCGUGGAAAACUCCCAAGCCGGCGGCGGCACCGGCACCGGCGCGGACUACUCCUCCGGCGGCGGCGGAAGAAAGAAGGUUCUGGUUCAUCUUCCGUCGGGGCAGCCGGUUUGUUCUUACGGAUUCCUUGAGAAGAUUCUGGAAGGUUUAGGAUGGGAGCGAUAUUACGAAGGCGAUCCAGAUUUGUUCCAGUUUCAUAAGCUUUCUUCCAUUGAUCUAAUUUCUCUUCCAAUGGAGUUCUCCAAAUUCAACUCCGUUUACAUGUACGAUCUCGUCGUCAAAAACCCUAACGUCUUCCACGUUCGAGAACCCUAAUUUUCUUCCUCUUCCUCUUCCUCUUCUUUUUCCUCCAUUAUU